Notolabrus celidotus (New Zealand spotty) is the source of this 4224-nucleotide messenger RNA. RefSeq names its product calsyntenin-2-like. Gene Ontology annotation, cellular component: postsynaptic membrane; cell surface. Gene Ontology annotation, molecular function: kinesin binding; X11-like protein binding; calcium ion binding. The transcript has 17 exons. Bases 56 to 2908 code for a protein of 950 amino acids. Gene Ontology annotation, biological process: positive regulation of synaptic transmission; homophilic cell-cell adhesion; positive regulation of synapse assembly. NCBI's taxonomy places the organism in Eukaryota, Metazoa, Chordata, Actinopteri, Labriformes, Labridae. The record is from RefSeq and is a predicted model, not a curated record.
AGCGCUCGCCGUAGUCCCUCUCCAUCCAUCCUCGGGCUGAAUCUCCGCCAAGAAGAUGCUGAGAAUAGCCGGCGUGUUGGCUGUAGUGGCUCUGGGGUUGAGUGCCGCUCACACCAAAGUGAACAAACACAAGCCGUGGAUUGAAACAUCGUACCAUGGGGUGAUCACUGAGAAUACUGAUGUUGUUAUGCUGGAUCCUCCUCUGGUGGCCCUGGACAAGGAUGCCCCGAUCCCCUAUGCAGGGGAGAUUUGUGCGUUCAAUAUCCACGGCCUGGAGGCUCCGUUCGAGGCGGUGGUGCUGAACGGUACCUCUGGUGAGGGUCAGCUAAGGGCACGAGGUCUGGUGGACUGUGAGCUGCAGAAGGAAUACACCUUCAUCAUUCAGGCGCACGACUGCGGCUCUGGUCCCGGGGGCACAGAGGGCAAGAAGUCCCACAAGGCGGUGGUGCACAUUCAGGUCAACGACGUCAACGAGUUCGCCCCGGUGUUUCGGGAGACACAGUACCGAGCCGCAGUGACAGAGGGCAAGAUUUACGACAGCAUCCUGCAGGUGGAGGCCACUGACCAGGACUGCUCCCCACAAUACAGCCAGAUCUGUAACUACCAGAUCACCACGACCAACACACCCUUCGCUAUAGAUCGCAAUGGUAACAUCCGGAACACAGAGAAGCUGAUCUACGACCGCCAGCAGCAGUAUGAGAUCCAGGUGACGGCAUGGGACUGCGGCCAGAAGAGAGCCUCACACAGCGUCCCUGUCCGCAUUGACGUCAAGCCUGUCUGCAAGCCUGGCUGGCAAGGUUGGAAUAAACGAGUGGACUACGAGCCAGGAACGGGGAGUAAGCAGCUGUUUCCUAAGAUGCACCUGGAGACCUGUGGCGGGCCCCUGUCGUCUGUGAGGACCACAGUGGAGCUGCAGACCAGCCACAUUGGGAAAGGCUGCGACCGUGAGACCUACUCUGAGAAAUCUCUACAGAAACUCUGUGGGGCGUCCUCAGGCAGCACUGACCUUCUCCCUGCGCCCAGCACUGCCACCAACUGGACGGCGUCGCUGGUGACCGACAGCGGCAGGGACAGUGACUUGAUCUUCAGGUUUGACGGUCGUCAGGCCGCAAAAAUCCCCGACUGGGUGGUACCCCAGAAUCUGACAGAUCAGUUCACGGUAGCAACCUGGAUGAAACAUGGACCCAGUAUUGGACUCAGAGCCGAGAAGGAGACUCUACUUUGUAACUCGGACAAAACAGAGAUGAACCGUCAUCACUACUCGCUGUAUGUUCAUAAUUGCCGUCUGGUGUUCCUGCUGAGGAGAGACUUCACCCAGGUGGACACCUUCAGACCGGCUGAGUUCCACUGGAAACUGGACCAGAUCUGUGACAAAGAGUGGCAUUACUACGUCAUCAACGUAGAGUUCCCAGUGGUGACGCUCUAUGUGGACGGAGUGACCUACGAUCCCUACCUGGUGACUGAUGACUGGCCCAUCCAUCCCUCUCAGAUCGACGUGCAGCUCACAGUGGGAGCAUGCUGGCAAGGAGGAGAGGUGACCAAGCCGAGGUUCACUCAGUACUUCCGGGGAAGCUUAUCUGGACUCACCAUCCGACCGGGGAAGAUCGAGAGCCAGAAAGUCAUUUCCUGCCUGCAAGCCUGCAAAGAGGGACUGGACAUCAACUCCUUAGAGAGUCUGGAUAAGAAUAUAAAGUUUCACUUUAACCCAGCUCAGUCUAUCUUGGUAAUGGAGGGAGAGGACAUGGAAAACAUGAACACUGCUGUGAGGAAAGUUUCCUACAUCAACUCUCGCCAGUUUCCCACACCAGGCAUCCGACGUCUGCACAUCUCCACCGAUGUCCAGUGUUUUGGUGAGGACACUUGUAUCACCAUACCAGACAUCGAUGCAGUGGUGAUGGUGCUGCAGCCCAGUGAGCCCAGGAUAACCAUCAGCGGAGUGGAGAGACUGAAUCGACCGGCCUCCGACAUGAGAGUGCCAGGAGGCGUAGCUCUGUUCCAAGACCUCCACAUCAUCAGCACAGUCACCAGAGCAGACACCACCACACAUCACACAGCACGCAGACCUGGGGUCCUGGAGGAGAUUAUUCAUAACUUGGACUACUGUGAUGUACUGGUGUUGGGGGAGGAGCUGAGACCAGACCAGGAGUCCCUCCAAAUACAACGCAGCGUCCUGCUUGGAAAGCACCUGGAUGCCACAAAUUCAACAUCUGGCAUGUCCAUUUAUGGUGUGGACUCCAUGUCCAAUUACGAACAGGUGAUCAGACAGGUGCGCUACUAUAACUUGCAGCCCGGAGUACUAACAGAGAGAAGGUUCCGCCUCACCUGCUCGGAGCUCAACGGACGCUACACCAGUAACGAGUUCAACCUGGAGGUGAGCGUACUGCACAGCUCAGAAUCUGGGGAACAUGUCAAUCACAUGGUAGCUCCGCCCCAGUACAUGCAGGUGGUCCACCAUCCGUCCAUGAUUAAUGACCUGUACCCCAGCCACAGUUCAGGUGAGAGCGUGCCAAGCGCUGCCACAGUGGUUAUUGUGAUGUGUAUCGCCGCUCUUGUGGUGGUAGUUGUGCUGGGCAUCUACCGUAUCCACCUGACCCACCAGCAGGAGGUGAAGCUGGCAGAGACCGCCAAAGAAGAGGACGUGACCUGGGACGACUCGGCUCUGACGAUCACAGUGAACCCGAUGGAGAACGUGCAGGGGCCCCAAGCUGCAGAGGAAGAGGCCAGCGAGGAGGACGAAGAUGAGGAAGAAGACGAAGAGGAGGAAGAGGAUGAUGAGGAAGAGGAAGACGAUGACAUAACUAGCGCUGAGUCAGACGACAGCGAGGAGGAAGUGGACGUCCAGUUACCCAGAAUGCAACGCCAGAACAAGAAGGGCCAAAGCUGGGACAAAGCAACAAUAUCUUACUGAAACAGUGACUCACACACACACACACACAAACACACACACACACUUACACACAUUGUGCAACACAUGCAUACUGAGGGUUGAAACAAAAAGACUUUAUGUGAUGUUGAUGCUCUAAAAAUAAGGUUAUACCUCCCCCUACUGGAAGAUCACACCGAGACACACAGACACACACAGUGCAAUGAUUUAACCUUAGCCUCCUGUUUUAUACAUCUGAUAAAACAAUCCACUAAAAACUGCUCGUCAAUCCAAUUGACUAUGAUCCUUCUUAAAGGGACAGUGCGCCAAAUUGAUCUCUUAUUACAGUGAACACCACAACUAUGAUGUUAAAGUUAAAUCAAUCAAACCCAGCACCAUACUUUCAGUAUGAUGUGUCAAUAUCCACACACAGAUUUCUGAUGUCCCUGAACAUGCAAACACUAGAGAAUAUGGAGUUGUAAAAGUGAAGAAUCUGACUAUUUUUGGUUUGUAUACUUCAUGUUAUUUAUCAGUCUUUGUUCUAGCCUAUGUGGCAAAGCCAGGGGAUUUUACAGAAAUAGCAUAUUUUCAAUGGUACUCACAAACAAACAGAUGAUGUGUGUGUAAUCAUGUUUCGGGGUCAGAGUUCUGGAUUUUUGGGAAAGACAGAGGAGUCUCCUUGUACAUUUUUAUACGCUCCUUUCUUGUAAAUACUGAGUGUAGUAGGUGACCCCCAUCCCUCACCCCCCCCCCACACCACCACUUUCUCCACCUCCUCUCCACCUGUACACAGCACACAUGCCACAUCUGCAUCUCUAUGUACACACCCUAACCCCAACCCUUAGCCUACAGGAGUCUUUACCGAACUGACCCCUCAGUCCUCUGUGUUUUUCUAGCUCAGUUUUCAGAUCACUCCAGCUGGCUGCAGGUGGGGUCUGUUAGGAUGGAUGAGCCACUGCCUUCAUAGUGACUGGGUCAAAGUUGCACACUGCAAGAUGUGAGACAAAAAAAUAAAAGGUACAGAGGAUGCAAGAGAAAGGAGAGCUCUGCGCUAGUCACCGUAAGAGUCGUUCAAAUUACACUUUAGUCUGAGUCGUGGUCACAGCAGGAAGUUCCUGAACUACUCAUUGCAGGGGAGCUACACCAAUACUUUAUCUACUCCUGCUUGUCAUUAUUUCUGCAUUGCAGAGAUACUGAAAAGUGGGACAUCAGCUUCAAAUGUGGAAAUGUUUGAGGGACUGGCCCUUUAAUUAAAACGAAUACAUAAUUAUAUUCAAAUGUUAAUUGACAGAAUCAAAGCCUUACGGCCAAAUUUCACCAGAUCCGUGUCCGGUCCGUCACCAGUCCGUCUCCGAUCUGUC